Molecule: messenger RNA, 1619 nt
Organism: Capra hircus (goat)
Lineage: Eukaryota; Metazoa; Chordata; Mammalia; Artiodactyla; Bovidae
Gene: CPLANE2
Product: REM2 and RAB like small GTPase 1
Exons: 6
Coding region: 291-1082 (263 amino acids)
Molecular function (GO): GTPase activity; GTP binding
Source: RefSeq, a predicted model, not a curated record
UCCCGGCCCUGAGCGGCGGGACGCGGGGCGGGCCUCCAAAGCGGGCUACACAGGGUCCCCUUGUGCGCUGGGGCCGCCGAUGUGAGCGCUAGUGGGCCCCGGAGUUGAGAUCGAGGAGGUGGAGAAGAAGCAAGGCCGCAUGACCUCCCCGGAGGUGACAAGCGGCUCGGAGGCCGUGCGAACACCGCCUGGGGCGGCGAUGGGGUGACCGUCUUGCGCGAUCGGCGCGAUGAGAGGGAGCCGGGGUAUUGCAAGGGGGCUUGGAGGCCAGAAGCUUCAAUCGGAACACCAUGGCCAGGCCGGCCGCCCCGGGCUCGGUGAUUGUCCCAGACUGGCACGAGAGCGCCCAGGGCAAGGAGUACCUGGCCUGCGUCCUGCGCAAGAGCCGCCGGCGGGUGUUUGGGCUGCUCGAGCGGCCGGUGUUUCCCCCGCCUGUGGCCAUCGACACUGCCAGCUACAAGAUCUUCGUGUCUGGGAAGAGUGGCGUGGGCAAGACAGCACUGGUGGCCAAGCUGGCUGGCCUGGAGGUGCCCGUGGUGCACCACGAGACCACUGGCAUCCAGACCACCGUGGUGUUUUGGCCCGCCAAGCUGCAGGCCAGCGACCGCGUCGUCAUGUUCCGCUUCGAGUUCUGGGACUGCGGGGAGUCUGCGCUCAAAAAGUUCGAGCACAUGCUGCCGGCUUGCAAGGAGAACGCAGACGCGUUCCUCUUCCUCUUCUCCUUCACUGACCGGGCCUCCUUUGAAGACCUCCCUGGACAGCUGGCACGAGUAGCCGGCGAGGCCCCUGGAGUGGUCAGGAUGGUCAUCGGCUCCAAAUUCGACCAGUACGUGCACACGGACGUGCCCGAGCGGGACCUCGCGGCCUUCCGGCAGGCCUGGCCGCUGCCCCUGCUGCGGGUGAAGAGCGUGCCGGGGCGGCGGCUGGCGGACGGACGCACGCUGGACGGCCGGGCCGGUCUGGCCGACGUCGCCCACGUGCUCAACGGCCUGGCGGAGCAGCUGUGGCACCAGGACCAGGUGGCAGCUGGCCUGCUCCCCGCCCCAGAGGCCUGCCCCAGCCCAGGGGUGAUGGGCUCGUGAGCGGGCACGCCCUACCCGCGGGGGACCCGGAGCAGGACCCGGGCCCCGGGCUGGGGCAGAAAUGCGGACCUUCCCCCAGGACGGGCCAGGGGGCCUGCCAGGGAGGGUGGAGGCCCGGGAUGGCCCUUUCUUCGUGGAGCUCAGCGCAGGGAGGCGGACACACGGCCCUUCAGGGCAGCGGUCUGAGGGCCCCUGGGCGCCCCCCGGCCUCCUCUCUCGCCCCGGGCGCCGGACUUCUGGAAACCGAGGCCCUGUACGGGCAGGGCGCGAGGGCGCAAGUGUCUCCUCCCGCCCCGCCUGCAGCGUCUCAGGGUGACGGGAGCGGGUGCCUCAGCUGGGCCCCGGAUCUCCAGCGCCUCCAGCCAGGAGCCGGGCUGGGGUGAGGUGACGCCGUCUGCGGUCCCAGAUAAGCCCUGCGCUCUCGGUGGCUUCGCUUCACAGAUGUUUCUCCUUCCCGUGUCUCACCUCCCGUGGAGGUGGAGGUGCGUGUGGGGCCCGCUCCGAACACGCAUUCAGAGACCCGGGCCUGAGAUCCUC